AUGAACUCUUACGUUUCGGUCAGUUGUGAUGAGCUCACGGAUGCUCAGAAAAAGAAGUUUCUAAAGACAUUGAAAGUAUCGUUUACUGCUUCUCAAGUUAAAAGCUCUUCAAAGAAAUUAGCACUUCACCCGGAAAAUGCGAAAAAAUGGAAAAAGGCUGCUCAAGCUGGCAAAGGAGUUUCAAUUGUGUUUUCACCAGGUGAAAUUGCUGCAUCGCUAAAUAUGGACGGAGACGCUCUUACGGGGUCUGGAAUGAGUGGAGGUUCGUUAUGGAGUUGGAUCAAAGAUAAAGCGUGGCCAUGGCUACAAGAAAAUGUUUGGCCUGUAGUUAAACCACUGGUAUCUGGUGUUGUUGAUCAAGGCGCUCAAGCUCUUGGAGCCUAUACGGGACAGCCAGGAUUAGUGAAUGCUGUUCGGGGUGAAGUAAAGAAUCUUACUGGGGUUGGUGUCUGUAAAAAAGGAUCGCCUGAGAUGAAAGCUAAGAUGGCUAAACUACGCUCAAUGCGAAAGACUGGAGGAUCUUUCAGAUUAUCAUAA
This is a messenger RNA of Plasmopara halstedii, 537 nucleotides long. RefSeq lists its product as uncharacterized. The transcript has a single exon. NCBI's taxonomy places the organism in Eukaryota, Oomycota, Peronosporomycetes, Peronosporales, Peronosporaceae. Bases 1 to 537 code for a protein of 178 amino acids. The record is from RefSeq and is a predicted model, not a curated record.